Carassius auratus (goldfish) is the source of this 3935-nucleotide messenger RNA. Its product is annotated as bis(5'-adenosyl)-triphosphatase enpp4-like. The coding region runs from base 193 to 1581 and encodes 462 amino acids. The transcript has 4 exons. The record is from RefSeq and is a predicted model, not a curated record. NCBI's taxonomy places the organism in Eukaryota, Metazoa, Chordata, Actinopteri, Cypriniformes, Cyprinidae.
CAUGCGGUGACGUCAUGUGGGUAUUGUGUUUGAGGAAACGCAAGAAACUGCAUCGAACCUGAAACAUAUUUGACUUUCUUAAAUCAUAUCGACAUCAACGAAGAGUUUAAUGUGACUGCACUUAAAAUAUACGAUUUCCAACGUCCCGAGCAAAAAAAGUGAGGAAAGUGACUGCCACAUCCGCAGCUCAGGAUGCAGGUCAGCGGUCAUCUCUGCGCUCUCAUCGCCUGUUUUGGAUUAACCCUGUCAGCGCUGGCCGGAAACCAAACGCGACUGGAUUCUGGAAACACUGCGCCGCCGCUCCUCUUGGUGUCGUUUGAUGGUUUCCGCGCAGACUACCUAAAGAAAUACUCCUUUCCCAAUCUGGAGAAGUUCUUCUCUGAAGGCGUCCUUGUGCACGAGCUGACCAAUGUGUUCAUAACGAAAACCUUCCCCAAUCAUUACAGUCUAGUCACGGGCCUGUACGCCGAGAGCCACGGCAUGCUUGCCAGUGUUAUGUACGACUCAGUGUCCAAAAAGACAUUCUCCAUUCAGAACGACAGUGACCCUUUCUGGUGGAACGAAGCCACUCCGAUCUGGGUGUCCGUGGAGGAGUCUGGGUCCAAGGCAGCCGCUGCAAUGUGGCCAGGAACGGACGUCAAUAUCCAAAACCACACGUUAACUUACCAGUUCGAAUACGACCCCAAGGUGACUUUCCAAGAAAGGCUGGGAAACCUCACGCAGUGGAUGACCGCAGACAAAUCAGUGAAGUUUUCCGCUCUGUAUUGGGAAGAGCCCGACCGGAGCGGACACAUGUACGGCCCGGAUAACACCACAGAGAUGAGCAGGGUUUUAAAGGAAGUGGAUGGUCACAUUGGCUUCCUGAUGGAGCAGCUCAACAGAACGGGAUUAUGGGGGAAGAUAAACGUCAUCAUCACUAGUGAUCACGGCAUGGCGCAGUGUUCUCAAGAGCGUCUUAUUAAACUGGAUGACUGCAUCCAUCCGAGCAGCUACAAGGUGGUGGAUCUUACUCCUGUGGCCGCCAUAAUCCCACUGGAAGAUAAUUCGACUGUGUACAAAAACCUGUCCAGCUGUCACCAUCACAUGAAAGCGUACCUGAAAGACGAUGUUCCCGAUCAGUUGCACUACAAAAACAAUGAAAGGAUCCAGCCGAUCCUUCUGGUGGCGGAUGAAGGCUGGACGAUUGUCAAAAAUGGCAAACUCCCGCGCCUGGGCGAUCAUGGCUAUGACAAUACGCUUCCCAGCAUGCACCCCUUCCUGGCCGCCCAUGGGCCUGCGUUCCGCAAAGGCUACAAGAUGUCGAGCAUUAACAGCGUGGAUCUCUACCCGCUCAUGUGCCACCUCGUGGGCGUCCCUCCGAAGCCCAACAACGGCAGCUUCGCUCACGUGCGCUGUGCGCUAGCUAACGAGCAGUGCGGAGAGCUAGCGCUAGCGGUGGGCCUCGUCAUCGGGGUUCUGAUCAUCCUGACCAUCUUCACCUGUCUCUUCAAGCUGAUGAAGAACAGAGAUGUCUCGUCUCCUCGUCCGUUCGCCCGCUUGGAGUUAGAGGACGACGGUGAUGAUGAGCCGCUGCUGGAAUGAAGCCUGUUAUUAGGUGUUAGCAGGUAAAGCGACUUGAUUCAAACACAUACGUUAAAGGAAUCGUUUACUGACCUACAGUUUAAGGUGAACUGUUCCUUUAAAUGAAAAUGAAAUGCUGCAGAGAUCAUACUGAAACUGAAAGAGAGAAAUGGAGCCAUUGUAAAGCCAGUAACAUACACUGAAGACACAAUAAUGAUAAUGAGUCAUCGUUAGUACUAAACAACAUGACAAAACACGUCCUCAACAUUAUCAACAGCUGCUGAUGCUUUAAAAUGAGUUCUUAAAGGGACAGUACGCCCCAAAAUUAAAACUCUGUUGUUCCAAACCUGUAUGACUCUCAAAUCGUUCCACAAAAAGUUCCAAGACUUUCUUUCUUCUGUUAAACAUAAAAGAAGAUAUUUUGAAGAACGUGAGUGAUCAGACAUUUGCCAGUCGCCAUUGACUUCCAUAGAAUGGGGGAAAAUAUUUUGGAAGUCAAUGGUGACUGGCAACUGUUUGGCAACCAACAUUCUUCAAAAUGUUUAAGAGGAGAAAGAAACUCUUGGAACCGGUUUAAAAAACACAAAAUGAGGAAUUUGUAUUUUUAGGUGAACUAUCGCUGAAUGAGUUCACUGGUGUGGAAUCUUUACUACAGAAUAAAAAAUAAAAAGGUAGCUGUGACUGUUUAUCUCAUAAUUCUGAUUUCUUCCCUCAGAAAUGUGAGAUAUAAAGUCAGAAUUGGAGCACAUAAAUUUGAAAUUUUAAACUUUUUGCCUUGGCAUUGAAGAAUAAAGAUAUUUGCUACUUUUUAUCUCACAAUUCUGACUUUAUUUGUUGCAGAUCUCAUGCAUUUACCUUUACCCAGAACUGCAAGAUAGAAACCUAGAAUCGUGAUAUUAAGGAUUGCAAUUUAUAAACUCACAUUUAUAAGGAAAAAGUCUAUCUUGUUUUUGCCAUGGAAUUAGAAUAAAAAACACAAUAUUUGCCAUAUAUAAACUCAAAAUAGCGAGAUUAAAAAUAAAUAAAAAGAUCAGAGGAAAAAGUUAAUUUGUUUUUGGCAAAAAUUGCAGGUUAUAAACUUGAGCUUCUCAUGGAAUAAAAAAAAAUCUCAGAGUAAAUCUGAUUUAUCUCACAAUUCUGAGUUUAUGUCUCACAAUAGUUUUCCCCUCAUAAUAGUGAGAUAAAAAUUCAUAAUUCUGAGGAAAAACUCAAAAAAAAAAAAAAGGGAAUGAUGAGUUUAUAUCUUGUAUUUUUCCCCUUAAUAUUGCAAGAUAUAAACUUAAAUUUGUGAGAUAUAAACUCAUUUUGAGAAAAAAAUUUCAGAAUUGCAAUGAGGAAAAAAGUCAAGCUUGUUUCUGUCAUGAAAGAAAAAAUACAAAAUUGUAAUUGUCUAUUUAUCUCACAAUUAAUUAUACAAUUAUUAAUUCAGACUUUUUCUCAAAGUAGUGACAAAAUACUGAGAAGUCUUUUUUCAUGGCGGAAAUAAGUUUCCAUACCAUGUACAGAAAUAGUUUAAAUGUGUGAGAUAAUUUCCUUGAAAAUCUCACACGCACAAGUCUCUUCGAAUGAUUAAAUCAUGCUACUUCCUGUAAUGCUUUUUAGCAUUAUCAUAUGCAUAUAAAUAUUGCUUUAUAUCUAUGCACUCUGUGUGUUAGCGGUCAGGUUACUGAGGUACGCUUCAUGCUUUUAAACUGCUGUUUCAUCCAAAUGCAUCGAAACAAUGAUUUCUACUUAGGAUUGCUAUGCUUUAGGAAAAUGCAGAACAAAAAACAAAAAAAAGUGCAGAACGUAAGCAAUAAUAAUUAUUACUCUAGCUUCUUUUCAGUAAGAAACAGGAUACUGAGGUUACUUGAAAACGCUGUACUGAUGUUGCUCGUAGUGAAACUUUAUUUAUUAAGUCACUUUUCAUCUGUUCUCACCGUCGGGGAAAUACACAACCAGUUAAAUCUGAAUAUUUAUUUUCUUUUUCUAGAAGUUGCUUAGUCUUUGUUUCUUUUCAGAAAAGGUGUAUUUAGAUCAGAUGCAACUAAAGGAAUGCUAAAUAAAUCUCAUGUUUCUUCUUGAGUCCCUACUGGGGAAUGUUUCUGUAGGGUUUCUGAGGGCUUUUCCCUGAAUGUUUCUGAGUGUUGAAUGUUUCUCAGAGAUUGUUGUGUGUGUAAAUACACUGUAAAGCUUGUGUUUUUGCUUGUUGCACUGUAAUCUGUAGGUUCAGAUUUGGGGGAAGGGGAUUUUUAUUCAUGCUUUAAAAUGUUUCCUAUUUUUCAAAAGUGUUUUGGACUUUUAAUGCUGGUUUUUGACUGUUGACUUGAAAUGACAUUGACUUUUUAUCCAUGGCUUGUCAUUUUCUAAAUAUUUCUUGCCGUUUUUUUUCUGUG